AGCACUCGAAAUUCAAAAAUAAGAAACAGAGCCUCUGUUUUUUUUGUUUGCCUGUGUGCAUGUACUUCAACUUGAAACUCAGAAAUCAAAUCACUCGUAAACCAGGAAAAAUGGCAACAAACUCACUUCAAAACGAUCUAUUAUUCUCUUCACUAGUUUCAGAUAUCAAAUCUUACAAUGGCAAAGACCCUCUUCUUCCUUGGCUCCGCGGGAUUAAAAAGAUGAAGGAUGUUUUGCCUUCAAAUGUGUUAAAAGAAAAGUUACCUCGUUUUCUGCAGAAAUGUACACAGACUUUUGAGUCUGAUCGUCGUUAUAGAAACGAUUUGCGUUAUCUUCGUGUUUGGUUGCAGCUGAUGGAUUAUGUAGAUGAACCGAGAAUGUUACUGAGGGCAAUGGAAAUGAAUUCCAUAGGAGUAAAGAGAUCAUUGUUCUACCAGGCGUAUGCCCUUUACUAUGAGAAGAUUAAGAAAUUCGAGGAGGCAGAGAAGAUGUACCAUUUAGGUGUGCAGAACCUUGCAGAGCCUAUUGAUGAAUUACAGAACUCAUAUGAACAGUUCCUUAAUCGUGUGGAAAGACACAAGAAGAAGAAAAUCCAGCGCCAGGAACUUAGGACUGGCAGAAUACCUCUUUCAGCCCGCAAGACUGAAGAAAACAAUGAGAAUGCAUGCAACAUUGAGGAUAUGCCUAAAGGGAUACUAGUCAGAAGCUCUCAGAAAACGAAGCUGCAGAAGGAAUCUACAGGGGUUUUGGCAAAUUCAUGUAAAGCUGAAAUUGUUGGUGAUUUGUCCAUGAAGGAUCAACUGCCUACAGGAAUAGAGUCAGGGAAAUCCAGGAUGUUUCAUAGUGAUGACACGGUAGUGGUGAAGUUUGUAGAUAUUGCCAUAGUUGGAAAGUCUGAAGCAGAAGAUGCUUGUCAUCAUGGACUGGUGGAUCCAACUAUAAAUAUGAAGGAAGCCAUGAAUGCUAUCAAUAGCAUGUUUCGAGAGCCUAUAGAGACUGCUCAAAUUAUUAGAAGAAGAAGUCAACCUAAAGAAAAUAAUUUGGACAGUGGGUUCAAUGUCUUUAUUGACGAAAAUCUGAAUAAUGGAACUGAAUCGUCACAUCAAAAAGAAGAACCAUUUCAGAUAUUCAUUGAUGACGAAGAAAAUGGCGAGAAUGCAUACACAAAUGAUGAGAAUGAGCACGUAGAGCAGAGCGAGACUCAAAAUCUGGCAGAAGGCUCUCACUCUUCUGAACAUCCCAAAUUGAAUGCUUUUGUGUUCCCAUGUCCAAAAGACCCAUCAUCUGAAAAUUCUGAUGAUAUUCAUGCAGAGAGGUCACCCCGAGUAAAGCUUAGAGAAGAUACAGUUGUUCACAGGUUUGUUGGGUCUACCAUCUUAGAUGAACCAGCAGUAGAAAAUGUUUGCCACCAUGGAUUAGUAGACCCUACAAUCAACUUGAAGGAGGCUAUGGAUGAUAUAAAUAACAUGUUUGGGAAGCCAAUAGAUUUUGUAAGGAAGAAGAGAGCAAAGAAGCAGGAAAAAGCACCAGUUACGAAGCAAGAAUUUGGUGGUUUUGCAAUACUUCCAGACGAUGAUUUUGAGCAACGAAAAGGUCCACCGCCGCCAAAGUCAUCUGGUGCAAGAGAUACAGACUUGUUUGAGCCCACUGUAUUCACCAAACAAGCAAUGGAUGACAUAAAUAAGAUGUUCGGAAUGCCAUUGGAUUUUUAGGAAUAACUUGUAAUUUGUGUUGCAGGAGAGUUCAUUUCACUGCAGAAUGAAGAACUUAUAAUUUUCUAUUUGUUGUGAUAUUCAAAAUGCUAUUUUGAUCA
Ricinus communis (castor bean) is the source of this 1813-nucleotide messenger RNA. Its product is annotated as probable inactive serine/threonine-protein kinase bub1. Gene Ontology annotation, biological process: meiotic sister chromatid cohesion, centromeric; mitotic spindle assembly checkpoint signaling. Bases 60 to 1712 code for a protein of 550 amino acids. Gene Ontology annotation, molecular function: protein kinase activity. The transcript has 5 exons. Lineage: Eukaryota; Viridiplantae; Streptophyta; Magnoliopsida; Malpighiales; Euphorbiaceae. The record is from RefSeq and is a predicted model, not a curated record.